Molecule: messenger RNA, 2328 nt
Organism: Ctenocephalides felis (cat flea)
Lineage: Eukaryota; Metazoa; Arthropoda; Insecta; Siphonaptera; Pulicidae
Product: peroxisomal carnitine O-octanoyltransferase
Exons: 13
Coding region: 331-2184 (617 amino acids)
Cellular component (GO): peroxisome
Molecular function (GO): carnitine O-octanoyltransferase activity
Source: RefSeq, a predicted model, not a curated record
UAGCAACUUGCCUGUAAAAUGCCACUCACACCCACUUUGUUUUAUCUAUUCAUAAAUUUCUGCAGCUCGCCAAUAGUAUUUUUUAUACAAAGAGUUUCUUUACCUCGUUUAUCCUGCCCCUUAUCUUUCCUUUUUUUAUUAAUGUGAGUGUCGUAAAUAAAGAAUGUUGAUAAACAAGUAAAAUGUCGGACUCUCGUGUUGGUGUGGAGGUGGUUGACAUUUGUGCUGUAUACAAAGUGCAUCGACGAGGCUAGAUUUCUGCAAUUCAUUAUUGUUUCAAAGACGUCGUACAAAAAGAGGCAGUUAAACUGAAAUUACAAAAUUCAAAUAAUGUCACAAGUUGAUCAUUUCUUUGUGUACCCAACAGAAUCAGUUGUUGGAACUUUUAGCUAUGAUGAAAAUUUGCCCCCGUUACCAUUACAAUCAUUGGAUAAAACAUUAUCAAAUUAUUAUAAUUCUUUACUACCGUUAGCUACAGCUGAUGAAUUAAAAGAAGCCAAGCGCAUUAUUCAGGAAUUUGAAAAUGGAAUUGGUAAAAAACUUCAUAUCAUGUUGCAGAAAAGAGCCAGCCAAAAGAAAAAUUGGUUACAUGAAUGGUGGGAUAAAUAUGGAUAUUUAACAAGCAGAUUUCCGUUGUUGCCAUUUUGCAAUAUGUUUGGUCAUUCAUCAUUAACUGAUUUGAUUAAGCCUUCUUUGGAUAUUGGCCUUAAGUUGGCUACCGUAGAUAUAUAUUAUCUCAUAGAAUUUUGGAGACUAUUGAGAUCUGAGAAGUUGAAAACUGUUCAAAGUCCAGAUCCAUCUUCAAUUUAUAGUUCAACACAACUACGAAGACUCUUCAACACGACACGUAUACCUGGUGAAGAGUUAGAUAGCCUGAACUGUUAUUUCAAAACUGAAAGGGAAGGCCCCUGUCCAGUUUAUGUGAUUAUAAUGCGUAAUGGAAGGAUUUUCAAAAUUGAUAUAAAUAUAGAUGGUAAACCAAUAAAGGCAUCUCAAUUGGAACAAGUUUUGACUGAUAUUAAAAGUAUGUGCGUUGGGAAACCAGGACAAGGCACUGGUUAUUUGACUUGUGAUGAGAGAACAUCUUGGGCAAAGAAUCGAAAAUACUUGCAGUCAUUAUCUCAAAAUAACAAGAAGGUAUUAAAAUUGAUAGAAGAGAGUAUGUUUGUAAUAUCUCUUGAUUCUAAUUCCCCAGAAGACACAACAGAAACCUGUCUUCUCACUUUGUGCAAUAAUUAUAGCACGAGAUGGGCUGACAAAAGCUUCAGUGUAGUAUUCUUUGAAAAUGGUUUUAUAGGUGGAGUUUGUGAUCAUACAGCAUUUGAUGGUACAAUUUCUGGUUUUGCUAGCUACUAUGUAUACUGUAAAAUACAGGAAAAUGGAAUAGAUUGGUACCAAAUGGAAAAGGAAAAAGUAAUUGAGCCAUGUGAGUUAUUAUUUGAUAUGGAUGAACGAAUUAGUGGAGAAAUAAGCAGACUACAAAAGGACUUACUGAAGAAUCAAAUCAGUGUUGAUAUAGUUUCUGAAGCUUUCAAAGGAUUUGGUAAAAAUCACUUAAAAGAUUUGAAAAUACACCCUGAUGCAUUUGUUCAAAUGGCUUUACAGUUAACAUAUUACAAAAUGCAUGGAAAACUUUGUGCAACUUAUGAAACUGCAACCACUAGGCAUUAUUACAAUGGUAGAACUGAAACAGUUCGAUCAUGUACUGAAGAAGCUUUGAAAUGGGUUACAAUAAUGUGCGAUUCGAAAGAAAAUGUUAAAAAUAAAAGUGGAUCUCUAUAUAAGGCCUUGGCUAAACACAUGCAUCUUAUGAAUGAAGGAAAGAAAAAUGCUGGAUGCGAUAGGCACCUUUUCGGUUUAUAUUGCACAGCAUUGGAAAACAACAUUCAAAUACCAGACUUCUUCAGACAUGAAUUAUACAGUAGAAGUGGAGGAAAUGGUAAUUUCAAACUAUCUACGAGUCUAUCCGGUUAUUUACCUAUGGGAGGUGCUGUAGCUGCAAUGUGCCUUGAUGGAUAUGGUGUAUUUUAUAAUAUAUGUCCCACCGAAAUCCGCUUUUAUGUCACAACAUAUAAAGAUAGUGAAGAAACCAAUGCAAGAAUAUUUUUCAGAACAAUGUGUGCUUCCUUUUUGGAAAUGAGUGAUCUUAUUUGUAAGGAUAAAAAACAAAACUCUAAGUUAUAACUCGCUGGGCACUUAUACCUAGAAAGUCUUAUGUAAUACAAAAAACUGUUUUUAGACUUGGGGAUGUAUGCGGAAAGGUGUAAACAAGAUUACUUAUAGUUUGCAUUUGUAAGACUUCCUGAACAGCUUUAUUUAAAAUACCAC